GUCUGCAAGCGUAACGGGUUUCCAAUUUAUUAAAAUGGACAAUAAAGACGACGAAUUACCCGAUAAAGAUGCAGCAAAAGAGUUUUAUGCAAGAUACGAACCCAAAGAAAUACUCGGAAGAGGUGUCAGCUCAACAGUUAGACGAUGUAUUGAAAAAGAAACUGGAAUGGAGUUUGCGGCUAAAAUAAUCGAUCUUAGUAACGAUCCCGAAAACAGAGAAGCUACUAUGGAAGAAAUAAACAUUUUACGAAUGGUCAUUGGACACCAGUAUAUAAUUCAUUUGCAUGACGUGUUCGAGUCCGAGACAUUCAUAUUUUUAGUAUUUGAACUUUGCAGAAAGGGAGAGUUAUUUGACUAUUUAACCAAUGUCGUUACAUUGUCUGAGAAAAAAACUAGGUACAUCAUGAGACAAUUAUUCGAAGCUUUGCAACACGUUCAUAAUCAAGGUGUUGUACAUAGAGAUAUUAAGCCGGAAAAUAUAUUAUUAGACGAUGCCAUGGAUAUAAAACUUACUGAUUUUGGAUUCGCUAGUGUUCUGAAACAAGGGCAAUUACUCAGAGAUCUAUGCGGGACACCAAAUUAUUUAGCUCCAGAAGUGCUAAAAGUUAAUAUGUAUGACAAUGCUGAAGGAUAUGGUUUUUCAUGCGACUUGUGGGCAUGUGGCGUGGUAAUGUACACAUUAUUAAUUGGUUGUCCUCCAUUUUGGCAUCGUAAACAAAUGAUUAUGCUGAGAAACAUUAUGGAAGGAAAAUAUUCAUUUGAUUCUCCUGAAUGGCAAGAUAUUUCUGAAUCUCCAAAAGACUUAAUUCGGAAGCUUUUAGUUCUGAACCCACACGAGCGACUUACUGUUGAUGAAGCAUUAGACCAUCCAUUUUUCAAAGUCAAAAUGUUCGAUCAGGAUAUUGCUCCGCUCAAGAGAACACUUAGCAUGAAAUCGACGAAGUUUAACCAAAUCUCUAUAUUAGCUAAACAAAUUAAGGUUCGGCCUUUUAACGCUCGAAAGAAGUUCCUAUACGCAAUAUUAGUAGUUCGAGUUAUGGUACGACUAUUACAUUUGUUGCCGUGUUCGACUGGAAAAAUAUCCGUGAGUUUGGCCAAACAAGAUCCUUAUAGGCACAAAGUCUUGAGAAAACUUAUUGAUGCGAUGGCGUUCAGAGUUUACGGCCAUUGGAUAAAGAAGGGCGAAGGUCAAAACAGGGCAGCUCUCUUUGAAAAUACUCACAAGACUGAACUGAAAGUGAUAUACAUGAGUAAUUUAUCGCCAUCUUUGUAGAUUGGUAUUCAAAAUCAUUUUAACGUUUUGUAGUAUCUUCUUUUAUAAAAAAGAAGCUUACAAGGUAUUAUGAUUGAAAUUCAAUGCUGCUAGUGCCUUCCAAGUAAAAUUAUUAUGUAUGUGUUUUCUGUAUUAUUGAUGUUAGAUGUUUUAAAAUUUAACUUUAAAGUACUAGUCAAUUAGUUAUAGAAUAAUGUCAUACAUUUUUUAACUUUUUUGAAAAAUUUAGUUAUAUUUUAAAUCACAUAAAAAUUAUAUGUAUUUAUCA
This is a messenger RNA of Adelges cooleyi (spruce gall adelgid), 1541 nucleotides long. It is a transcript of the gene PhKgamma, whose product is annotated as phosphorylase b kinase gamma catalytic chain, skeletal muscle/heart isoform. The record is from RefSeq and is a predicted model, not a curated record. NCBI's taxonomy places the organism in Eukaryota, Metazoa, Arthropoda, Insecta, Hemiptera, Adelgidae. The coding region runs from base 35 to 1273 and encodes 412 amino acids. Gene Ontology annotation, cellular component: phosphorylase kinase complex. Gene Ontology annotation, biological process: protein phosphorylation; glycogen biosynthetic process. Gene Ontology annotation, molecular function: phosphorylase kinase activity; ATP binding; calmodulin binding. The transcript is spliced from 9 exons.